Molecule: messenger RNA, 2073 nt
Organism: Coccidioides immitis RS
Lineage: Eukaryota; Fungi; Ascomycota; Eurotiomycetes; Onygenales; Onygenaceae
Product: protein SSH4
Exons: 3
Coding region: 47-1531 (494 amino acids)
Molecular function (GO): protein binding
Source: RefSeq, a predicted model, not a curated record
CCAUCCUCCUCUGCACGGCGCGACACUCAUGACUGCAGCAUGAACGAUGUUUAGUCGGGACGACCUCGUCACCACACUCACCACGUCGCUCAUUCAAGGAACGCCAGCCCCAUCCUCUCAAAGCUCCAUCCAUCGUCGAUUCGGCUCCUUUCAGCAAGCCACGGAACCCGUGAACCAUGGGUAUCGUCCGUCGCGGGUGAGCGCGAGCGAGAAGAGCAUCAUGUUCUCCCUAGGUGGCAACGUCGGGUCAACAGGGAAGGGAAUCCUCAUCGGGAUUCUCUCAGCGCUGGGAUCCGCCGGAAUCGCCAUCAUCGUUCUCUCUCUUGUUUUCUUUCUCAGGUAUACACAUCGUGGCCGCAUCAUACUGGACCGCCUCGGACGGCCCGGUGAAUACGACGAUGAACAGGCCUUUGCGAGGGAGGAGGCCGAGGCCCUUGAGUCCAUGGAUGAGCUGCAGCAGGCAGAGUAUAUGAGAGCUAAAGCGUUCAUCCAAGCAAACCCUCCCGAAUCCGCGCAGACCGAUAUCUCGCUAUCUCAGUUUCUAGCGAUCCAAGAAAAAGGUGUUUCCGCAUGGGAGUUUGAACCAGAGCUGGAGAUCGCAAAUUGUUUUGUUGAAGCGCGAACCGAGAUUGAAUUUUUCGAUUCUGAGUGCAGUGUCCAAAGCAACUUGCCCGUGCCCAAACAGAACGAAGUCUACUACUGGGAGGCUAAAAUAUACGACAAACCUGAAACGAGCCUUAUCAGUAUAGGCAUGACCACAAAGCCCUAUCCAUUAUUCAGAUUACCUGGAUUCCAUAAAACCUCUAUCUCCUAUCAGUCCACAGGCCAUCGCCGCCAUAAUCAACCAUUCACUCCUACACUCUACGGACCUGAAUUUGUACAAGGUGAUGUCGUUGGUGUCGGUUAUCGUCCACGAAGCGGAACCAUCUUCUUCACCCGUAACGGAAAGAAGCUCGAAGACGUGGCUCACGGCCUCAAAUCUCAAAAUUUCUUCCCAACGGUCGGCGCCAAUGGACCGUGCACAGUCCAUGUGAAUUUUGGCCAGCUGGGCUUUGUUUUCAUCGAAGCCAACGUGAAGAAAUGGGGCCUGGCUCCUAUGACCGGAAGCUUGGCUCCUCCUCCUCCAUAUGGGAGUGAACAAGGCAGUAUUUUGCUUGAGACGGGCCGUGAGAACUCACAGACGCCCCAAUGGUGGGGAUCUGCUCAUUCGCGAACUCGAAGUGGCACGAUCAGGCUUGGUCAAGGCGGUCCUGUCCGGUCUCCAACAGAUAUUUCUCUCGCCCCGCUCCCACAUAUAUCUCCACCACAUGACGUCGGUGAAGGAACGUCGAACUCUGCUCAAGCCGGAGAAAAUGACAGCGACGUUGAUGCCGCCAUCCUAGAUCAACCACCACCCGAAUAUUCAAGCCCAGCCACAAGUCCCCCAAACGGCCAGAGUGGCGAUGCGAGAAUCGACAUUCAUCCAGACCCUAAUGACCCUCCUAUACCUUCCUAUGAUGCGGCUGUAUUGCAGCAACAACAGCAAGUAUAGCGCUUUCAGUUGAUAUCCUUUUCUUCGAUUGUUACAUCAAGCGCCUUGACAUCUACUAGACAUCGAUCGCCACCCAUUGCGUCCUACCUACCCUACCUUUCCCUAUUUGAUUAUCCGUGUUUUAGCGAUCAUGCUGUGUGGUGGCGUUUAAUGGUUCCCUAGGACUACGAGGAGGUAAUAGCAGCCUUCGAGCUGAUCUCUUAGUUUCUUUUUAUCUUUGUCCGUUUUCCCCUGUUGGCGUUCUACCUCGAAUGAAGUUAUGACCCUUUUUAUAAAUCCCAGUAUCCAACCUGUGAGAAAAUGCAAAUGCAGAAUCUUGUAUUACUCAAGUUUGCCACUCCACUGGGCUCUUUUGCCUUGUUUGAUAAAUAUCCUAUUAUUGACUCUAGCGUUGCACGUGUGUGCGGGGGUUUGUUCUAUGGUCUGUGGACAUGGGAUGCUAUGGUGGACUGCUUUAUAGUUGACAACGAUUGUUUUUGUACAGAUUGUUCGUGAUAACCUGUUGGGCAUACUGGCGAUAGCCAUCUAAGUACAUACCUCCA